AAUGUUCACAAUCUCAACUGACAUUGGUGUGAAAAUUAAUGACGUCGAUGUAUGAAACGUUACUAUUAUCUGAUCGAUCACAUCAUCAACAUGAAACUUUUUCAAAAACAAAUUUUAAUAAAUUAUAGGUAGAACAUUUAUAGUAGACGUAGACCUAUUUAUGUGUAGUUUCAUAUUUGUUUUAAUAAUUUAUUAUGUCCUGUAUGUUAAUAUAACAUUUUAUAAUUAAUUAAUUAGUAUAUUUGCUUAUUUUAUUUGUACACAUAUCAUUAUGGCAUUUAUACCUAAAAAUGUUAUUAAUAAAGCAGAAAAUAUUUCAGAACUGGUAAUAUUUUAUAACAUAUUUUAAAAAAAAUACUUUUAUAAUUAAAAUAUAAUUCAUUCUGUUUAAUACAAUUAUUAUUUUAACAGGUUGUAAAAAAUUGUAAUGUGUAUUUACCAACAGCCUCUCGGUUAUGUUUGAUAUCAACAUUCAUAGAAGAUGGCUUGCGUAUGUAUUUCCAAUGGUCAGAACAAAGCAAAUAUAUGAAUAUGUCUUGGAAUUGUGGAAUGUUCUUAGCUACUGUUUUUGUUCUUGUUAAUUUAUUUGGACAGUUGGGAGGAUGUAUACUCAUAUUAUUACAAAAACAUGUCAAAUUAGCUUGUGGUAUAUUAUUUUUUAUAGUCGUAUUACAAGUAAGUGGACAUUACUUAAAAUAUGUUUGAUUUGUUGUGUUUAAAUACAAUGUAUUAACAGUUUUUAACUCAGCAUAUGUCUUCAAAUUAUACAUGUUAAAAUAUAAUAACUAUCUGUAUCUAAAAAUAUAUUUAUUUUAAAUUGUAGACAGUAGCAUACGACAUUUUAUGGGAUUUGCAUUUUUUGCUAAGAAAUUUUGCUUUAAUUGGAGCAUUGUUAUUAGUUCUUGCUGAUAGUGGAGUAGAAUCAAGACCCUUGCUUGCUGGUAUCCCAUCAUUAGGUAAGUGUUCAAUUGUACUACAUAACAAUCUAAAUAUUUAAAAAUGACUAUUUUUAUUUUUACAGGAGAAAACAAACAAAAAAAUUACAUGCAAUUGACUGGAAGAUGUUUGAUCGCAUUCAUGUUCAUAACAUUAUUGAAAUUUGAAUUAUCAUUUUUCCAGGUUUGUAUUAUUUAAAUAUAAAUAUAAUUAGAUAUUUUAUAAAUAUAAAUUAAUAUUUAACUUUUUUGUUCUUAGCUGAUACAUGACUUUUUAGGUGGUAUUAUGAUGUUAUUAGUAUUUAUUGGAUAUAAAACUAAACUUAGUGCUUUAGUGCUAGUUUUGUUUUUAUCGUGUUUAAAUGUUUAUUAUAAUGCUUGGUGGACAAUACCAAAUACAAAACCCCUUCGUGAUUUUCUCAAAUAUGACUUCUUCCAAGUAAAUAUAAUUUCACCUUUGCACCUUCAUAAAAUUAUUUUUUAUUUUUUAUGAUUUAAAUUUUGUUUAGACACUUUCAGUGAUUGGAGGCCUAUUAAUGAUUGUACUUCGAGGUCCUGGUGGAGUGUCAGUAGAUGAAAAUAAGAAAAAAUGGUAAUCUUUAUUGACUGUGAAAUAAAUGUUUAAUAUUAUGAUGUUAUUUUUCAAAAACAAAUAUAAGAAGUUUGAUUAUUUAAUAUCAUGCCUAUUAAAUAUUUGUAUAUUAAUAAUAGAAAUUGGAUAAGUGGACAAUAUAUUCUUGUACGUCAUUUUUUGUUGAUAUACCUUCAACUUAUGAAAUUACCAAAUAUUUAAAUUAUUUAGUUAUUGCUGCAAUCAUUGACCUCUACCGGUUUGGAACUAGAUACAAUUAAUAUUAUAAUUAUUAUAUUUAUUAUUGUUAAGAAAUAAUCUCCAUUUUUUAUUUUUUACAUUGUUUGGUCAAAAUCCACAAGAAGGAAAUUUACUUAAAAAUGUAACCAUUGUUGCUGGUACCAUUCCCAUUACUUUAAAUUUGUUGCCCAUUUCUUUUAAUUGAUUGUAGCCAAAUGUUAAUGAUGCUGCUUCUCUUUCAUUUUGUGUCAAUGUUAACAAGUUCUUUAAAAAUAAAAUAAAUAAAUAAUUUCAGGAUUAUAGAUAAGUAGUUACUUACUACUAGAUAGUUAAUUAUUGAAUUACUUUAUAUCUCAAAUCAAUCAUCAUAUUUUCUAAAAAUGUAUUUUGGUCUAUUGGUCCAAAAGCUAUGAUAUCAGGUCCAGCCACAUUCUUUAAUCUACAAAAAUCUACAUCUGCUGUUAAAUCCACUAAUCCAGGAUUAUUCAAUGGAUUAACUUGUUUAUGUCCACUAAAAGCCUCCAUUUAAAAUAUUAUAGGUUAAUAAUCACAGAUCAUUAUAUAAUAUAUAUAAAACUCACUCUAAAUGUAUCAACUAUUGGUUUAUCAUCUCCAUAAUCAAUACAAAGAAAUAUACCACCAUCCAUUAUUAUUCUCUCACUUAACUUCUGCAUUAUAAUAGCCGCAUCAAUUGAAACUUCAAUUUCAGUAUCAUUUUUAAAAUUGGAACACUUAUAGUAUUCUAUCUAUAUAAAAUAAUGCAGUAAUAAAU
Cinara cedri is the source of this 2518-nucleotide messenger RNA. The record is from the annotation of a GenBank genome assembly. NCBI's taxonomy places the organism in Eukaryota, Metazoa, Arthropoda, Insecta, Hemiptera, Aphididae.